Molecule: messenger RNA, 7492 nt
Organism: Elgaria multicarinata webbii
Lineage: Eukaryota; Metazoa; Chordata; Lepidosauria; Squamata; Anguidae
Gene: KDM7A
Product: lysine demethylase 7A
Exons: 20
Coding region: 19-2826 (935 amino acids)
Biological process (GO): protein demethylation; regulation of transcription by RNA polymerase II
Molecular function (GO): histone demethylase activity; transcription coregulator activity
Source: RefSeq, a predicted model, not a curated record
UGAGGGAGUUCUUUAAAGAUGGCCGGAGCGGCGGCGGCGACGACGACGGCAACAACGACCGCGGCGGCGACCACCACCGCCGCGACCAGCGCGACCCCCGUGUAUUGUGUGUGCCGGGAGCCUUACGAUGUGAGCCGCUUCAUGAUCGAGUGCGACAUCUGCAAGGACUGGUUCCACGGCAGUUGUGUCAGAGUAGAAGAGCAUCAUGCUGUUGACAUUGACCUGUACCACUGUCCCAACUGUGCAGUUCUUCAUGGACCCUCUUUAAUGAAGAAGAGAAGGAACUGGCACAGACAUGACUAUACAGAAUAUGAUGAUGGUUCAAAGCCAGUUCAAGCUGGAACACGAAUGUUUGUUAAACAGCUACGUGCCCGUUCAUUCCCAAGUGCUGAUGAAAUCAUUUUGAAAAUGCAUGGCAGCCAGUUGACACAAAGAUACCUGGAGAAACAUGGGUUUGAUGUUCCCAUUAUGAUUCCUAAAUUAGAUGGCUUAGGUCUCAGACUUCCACCCUCUACUUUUUCUGUUCUGGAUGUGGAACGAUAUGUAGGUGGCGAUAAAGUGAUAGAUGUUAUUGAUGUGGCAAGACAAGCAGACAGUAAAAUGAAGCUCCAUAAUUAUGUUAAGUAUUUCACAAACUCUGACAGACCAAAAGUAUUAAAUGUGAUCAGCCUUGAAUUCUCAGACACAAAGAUGUCUGAAUUAGUGGAAGUCCCUGAAAUUGCCAGAAAACUUUCAUGGGUGGAAAACUACUGGCCAGAUGAUUCAGUCUUUCCUAAGCCUUUUGUUCAAAAGUACUGCUUAAUGGGAGUUCAAGACAGCUACACUGAUUUUCAUAUUGAUUUUGGGGGCACUUCGGUCUGGUAUCAUGUUCUCUGGGGUGAGAAGAUCUUCUACUUGAUCAAACCUACAGAUGAAAAUCUUGCCAUUUAUGAAUCCUGGAGUUCAUCUGUCACCCAGAGUGAAGUGUAUUUUGGAGACAAAGUUGACAAGUGUUACAAAUGUGUUGUGAAGCAAGGACAUACCUUAUUUGUUCCAACAGGCUGGAUUCAUGCUGUGCUCACUUCUCAGGACUGUAUGGCUUUUGGAGGGAACUUUUUGCACAACCUUAAUAUUGGCAUGCAGCUCAGGUGUUAUGAAAUGGAGAAAAGGCUAAAAACCCCAGAUCUUUUCAAAUUCCCUUUCUUUGAAGCCAUCUGUUGGUUUGUGGCCAAAAACUUACUGGAAACAUUGAAAGAGCUGAGAGAAGAUGGUUUUCAGCCCCAGACAUUCUUAGUACAAGGAGUGAAAGCUUUACUUACUGCUUUAAAGUUAUGGAUGAAAAAAGAUCUUGUAACAGAACAUGCUUUUGAAAUUCCGGACAACAUUAGGCCUGGACAGCUCAUUAAAGAACUUUCUAAAGUGAUUCGUUCUGUAGAGGAGGAGAACAGCAAACCAGUUAAAACUCAGGGAAUUAGUGUGUGCCAAGUUUCGCGGUCAUCAAAUGAAUCGGCCUCCACUCAUCAUUCCAGACGAAAAGCAAGGAAGCUACGAGACCAUGCCAUCAAAACUCCUUCUAAUUUGGACAUCCUGGAGCUCCACACAAAGGAAGUUCUCAAAAGGCUAGAGAUGUCCCCAUGGGAAGAGGACACAGCAAAUUAUAAAUUAAAUGGAAGGUUUAACAAGCCUCUUCAGCCAUCUUCCACUGUACCUGAAUGGAGAACGAAGGACAAUGAUUUACGGCUUUUGCUGUCAAAUGGAAGAAUAAUUAGGUUAUUUUGUGACAGAGAUGAGAGGCAUCCCUUUAGAGAUCCAAGUCUUUACACCGCGGACAGUGAAGAUGAGGAUGACAGGCCUGAGUCAGAGAAGGAAAGAACUGUUAAGACAGAAGAUCAGAACUCCCAGGAAGCAGAUGGCAAUGCAGAUACACAGAAACCACUGAACAUGUUCUUUGAAAGUGUGAAAUCAGAACUCAGGAAUGGAAACUCAGAAUACUCUGAUAUUUCUGAUUCAGAAGAAUCUGAGCCUGAUUGCACUAACCAGCAAAAAGAUUCCUCCCUGGAGGAGUCAGAAAGCUCAGGUGAUGAGAAACAGGAAGUAACUUCAAAUUUUAAAGAGGAAUCUAAAGUAACUAAUGACCUCUUUCAAACUACAAAGAAGCCAUCUAGACAUGAAAUUGCAAAUAAAAGGGAAUGUCCUACCUCGACAAGUACGGAGGAAGAAGCUAUUCAGGGCAUGCUUUCUAUGGCAGGAUUGCACUAUACCACUUGUUUACCAGGUCAUACACAGAGCACAGACUGCACUAAUAGAAGAAGCUCUCUUCAGGAACACAGAAACUACCCCAAAAGUAGGCAUAAAGACAAGAUGUCUUCCCAGAGUCAUAAAACAGAAUGCGGUAAGCACAUAAAAGAAGGAAAAGAUGCAGGCGCUUCAGCAUUCGCUACACCAUUACAUGCAGUUUCUAAAGUAAAUCCUCAGGAUACAAGCAAAACUCAAAAAUACAUUAAGAAGGAAGGGGCAUCCGAGGCCAGUUACAGAAUUCAAGAAAACAGGAGUCACUUACAAAAUAAUGGCUUGAACUUCCCACAUGGCAAAUGUUUGCAGGACUGUAGCUUGAUUGAAGGGGAGUGUAGGCUAAGUGAUGGCAGCCUGAGCCCUGACAGGCCAUAUGGUGAAACGUCGUUGUCUGUACCUCUUCAUCCAACCAAGAGGCCAGCAUCAAAUCCACCCCCUAUCAGCAACCAGGCAACAAAAGGCAAGCGUCCAAAGAAAGGAAUGGCAACUGCCAAACAACGUCUUGGGAAGAUACUAAAGCUGAACCGAAACGGCCAUGCACGCUUCUUUGUUUGAUGCAGUAGCUGCUUCCACUGCUGCUGUCCUUUUAUACACAGACCAGUAUUGAGGGUAACAGUGCCUGGAGCUCCUGUUUUAUUCAUCUGCUUGAAGCAGAAUGCAUGUACCUUAUUAGAACACUGCCUGAUGAACAAAAACCCAAUGCUGCAUUUUCACUGUGCCACACCUGCUCAGCAAUAACCAUUUGUGAAACGGGAAUAUUCAGAGAAACUAUGGAUUGGGAGAUGGUCUUUUUUCAGGGCUCAAUCAUUUUGUUGUUUCUGGUAGUGUGAGUUAAUUCAUGAACAGAAGAGUGUGAUGAAGGUGGUUCUCAAUAAUUUAUUUGACUGAUUUGGGGCAACUAUUGAAUUCAUUUUUAAACUAUUUAUUUGGAAAGCAUUUUUGUGGGAAUUAUGUUUUUAAUUUUAGCUGUUAAGAAUGUGAAGGUUUUUAUUUGUCCUUAAUGUCUGUCUGUCUGUUUGUCUGUCUGUUUUUCUGCAGUGGAGAACCACAUCAAUGAUUUAUUCUGGAUUCAAGCAUUUAAUUUACAAGUUAUAGUCUUAAACAUGGAUGUGAUGCAUUAAGUUAAAGCACAUGAAAUCACAUGUUAAUUUCUGUUCUUUAUUCUAAGGUCAUGGAUAGCUCUUCCACCGACUUCUAAAGUACAUAUUCUCUGCCGGUUUAAAUAACUUUUCUCUCUUCUCUCAUCCCUGCUCUUGCCUCUUCUGUCUCUCGUAUUUCACUGUAUUUAUUCUGGACUAUAAAUUGGUGUAACAUUAGCAACAGCUCUUGCACAUAUAUGUGCUCCCUCCCAACUUACUUGUUUCCAUGUCAUGGAGAAUGAUCCGUGCAAAGCAUGGGUAGCAGUACACCAAGGAUAGCACUACAGCAAUUGAUUUAAGUGUCGACACUUAAAUUAAUUUUGUGGAGAAAGGCUAUUAUGGUGGCAGAAUUUUGCUUGAUUGUCUACACAUGCCAGCCAAUUAAAGGUCUUAAGUCAUUUUUGUAUAUAUGUAAAUGUGUUUGAUAGCUUGCUAAAUCUCAGAAUGACUAUUUUGUGUCAUGCUUUGCAAAGAUCUGGUAGUAAAUGCCAAUUCUAAAAUGCAUGUAAAUAACUUAGAUGAUAAAUUUGUAUUUUUGUAAUAUAAAAUGGAAUAUUUAAGCUCUUUUUGGAGGAAAAGGGGGAGGCACCUAUACUACUACUUUGGUAAGAGGGCUAUUCAAUACUAAAGCAGGAAUACUAGGGAUAAUGCUUUGGUGUUUGUUUUUUUCCUGUUGAUCAAGAGUUAAAGCAUGGCCAAAGCUACUCAGUUGCUUGACUUCAAUAAAAACUUCCCAGCCUUCAGGUUAUAUUAAAAUAAAAUAUCUAAAAGUCCAAAAAUAGGACUUUUGUUUGCUUAAACCGUUUUAUAUAUUCAGUAUUUGCUGCAUCUAUGUAUGUGUAUCUGUAUUAAACUAUACAUUACGUCCUUGUCACAUAUCAGAAUAGUCAGGCUUUCUUGGCUAACUGCAGUUAGAAAGACUUGGACAAAUUUCUCAGUGGAAGCAUUUCAAGGCUGCAGUUCUGAACAGAGUUGUUACUUAAGCCAAUUUAACUGAAUAGAACUUAACAGUGUAUAACUGUGUGCAGAAUGGCAGCCAAAAACAUCAAGGUAGAAAUCGUAAUUUGGAAAUAAGCCCCAUUGAAAUCAAUGGGGAUGACUUCUAAGUAAAUAUGAUUCAGAUUGGAGUGUAAAUGGGUAAAAAUCCAUCAGAUAACAUGUCCUCGGUUUUGAAAAUUAAUAUAGUUUUUCUUCAUCUUCAUUUCUUCUUGGAGAACAUUUUUUUCUCAGCGCAUGUGUGUCCCAAUUAUUUAGGUAGGACAAAAUUGGAGAACCUGCAUGUUCUCAGCAUUAUAAGUAGAGCUGAUUCCAGAGAGAAUGCCAUACUAAUUUUAGGAACAACUGUGAUUAAUUAGUAAACCUUGAGCAACACACUUCUUACUAUUGAUUAAAGAAAAUGAUUCUUUCAGCAGUCAAUGUAGCUUUUAACUGAGCUGAAGUAUAUUUAACCAGAAAUAUUAAUUUGCAUUGUGUGUUCUCAGUGCCAUUAUAAAUUAAGAUUUGUGAUCCUUUUGACAUAGGCAGAAAAACAGUUCUAAAGUUCCCGUUUUUGAAGCUUUGGUUCAAUUCUAAUUUUAGUAAGCCAUAUGUUUUAAGGAAGUUACUUGUUUGCUUAAAAACACACAUACCAGAGGAAUAAAACUUCUUAAACGCAGAACACAAUUCAAUCAAUGAUAAAUAUAUUAGACCAAUGAAAUCUCUCUUGCCUAGACCAUAGUAGUUAAGAGGUCUAAUAAUUGAUAUAGUUGCUCUAAGUAAAAUAUUUAGGUAUGACCUUAUUGGGGGACAGAUGGUGAUGGUGGAGAAGGAGGGAAAUGUUAAUGGUUGUUUCCACUUACUUUUCUUAUUCUCUUCCCCCCCCUCUGCCCCCUCACCUCAUGGCUCUUCAUUGUUGUGAGCAUACAAACAUCUCUUCAUAGUCUACCAAAAGAAACACACUUUAAAAAAAGAUUUUUCUGGCUUUCCAUGUCUCAGAUUCAGAUUGAGGCAAUUAUCUUUCUAACACCAAUUCAAUAAGGCUUUGACUGAAAUAUGGCUUUGGAUUUGGCUCUAAGAUUUAUUAUGAGAAACAAAUCAAAUUUAUUUUGUGCAUUUCAAAAUAUGUUUCUCUGAAAAGUGGCAACAAUUAUUUUGGUAGUUUAUUGCGCAGUCUUGUUUGUAUGCUAGUAACUACCUUGGUAGAAAUCCCUGUUGCCCCAGACUUUUCAUAUGUAGUUUAUUGUCUGAAUUUGAUGCAGUAUCCCAGUCUUAGUUACUUCACUUCCUGGAGGGAGAGGAAGUAGUGCUUUAGCAAUACUUGGCAGAAAGUUACUGUAUCCUCAGUGGAACCACGCUGUUUUUAAAUCAUUGGAACAAGAAUUUCAGCUAUAGGCUAGAAUUACUAUAGACCAGUUCUCUCCUGAACAGGCAGAGUGAGAAGGUAAUACAAAAUUAAGUGUUGGGUUUUGCUGAAGAGAGCUAAUGGAAAAUAGGGUAUCAGUGUAGCAGUUUUAACAGCAAAAACUCCAGCAGCAUUUCUCUGUCCUUCUAAAGUACUUAUUAAUAAACCCAGGCUACAAAGUAGUCUCAAAUAACCUCUGUGGUACAUUACCUAUGCAAUCAGGAACACUGACAUACGAUCAUUCUCAAACCAUUUCAGGAGGGUGGAACAAGAAGACCUGCCUUUCCAGCCACAAUUUUGUCAUAGCUGAAGUGCUUAUAUUAAUGUUCUUCAGGAUAAGAGCACAGUGUCAUGAUCACAUUAAAGAAACUUUAGUUCACCUAAGCUUUUAACAUGCCACAGACUGCCUUCAUUCACCAAGAGGUGUAGUCAUUAAACUUCGUAAGCUUUGUAAGACUCAAAACAACCCUAGCCUGACAGUUUUGCUAACUCUGUAACUGGUAACUUGGAGGAAACUGAGGAGACCCAAUCCUUGCAUAGUGCCUCUCUUCGCCCACAAUUUCUGUGCCACCAAAAAAAUCAAAAAAUCUCAAGGCAUCAAUUUGUAAUAACUUGCAUCCAUACUUCCAGACCAUUAAAAACUGUUAACAAUCCUGGGCCUAAGUAAAUCCAGGGCAACUUUAUUUUGUGGAAGAAAUAUAAACUGAAUUUAAGGGCCUUACUGUGUGUAGUUUAAACUGGAUUAAAAGUGGCAACAUCUGUUUUUCCCCCCAAAAAGGCAAAGAUCUGUGUACAAAAUGAGUGAAUUGUGCAGUACUGAGUAGGAAAGAGACUAGCACUGAUUAGGGAAUGUAGCUGCUGCUAAAGCUGCAUUUCUGCUUGGGAAAGGACUUGGAUAAAUUUUAAGCCAUAAUAGUUUCUUGCUGUGGGAAGGGAAUGAAAGAAAUCACUUUAAGAGAUUAUAUUAUUAUGAAUUAUCACUUCUGCUGGGAAAAGUUUAACUUUGCCAGUGCUUUGGCAUUUUUUUGGAUAUUCAUUACAUUUGAAAAAAAGGGGAUAGGUCUUGGCUAUAUUUACUAGUUUUGUAGUAGUGUUUUGCUGAUGUGUCUUCCCCCACCACCACCUUUUUCUAAUGUCGGUCUAAUUUCUAACUUUUUUGAAUGUUUGUGAAAUAGCUGUCUUUCUGAAUAGGGAUUUGUGUGUCCUUUGCUCCUUUUUACAGAAACACACUACUGUGUGGAGUGUUUUGGCUGGGAAACACGAUGCUGCAGCUUUAAGAGCAUUUUUUUUCCAAUUUAUAACAGUGUUUCCCAACCCAUUUUUGCCUGCAGGCAGGGAAAGUGUAUGUACAGUAUUUAUUUUGUCUCAAUUUUACUUUGAAAUUUGUAAGUUUCUAUAAGUAGCUUACUGAUUUACUGUUUGGGAGGACAAGUGGCUUGUUUAAAUUUGUAUUUGACCAUAGUUUCCACUUUCUGUACUUUAAAAUGCUGAAAUUAAAAUCUGUAUUACUUAUGUUUUUGAUUUAAGCACUCAAGUGUUUAAUUUCUUCAUGUUUGUUCACUGUGUAAAUAUUGAAUGUGAAACAGAAUGUCUUAUGACAAAUUGCUUAAUUCCACUUCUUCUUCCGAUUGCUGUAACCUUUGUUUCGGUGAUUCCAUUGCUCCUGAUUUUGAGAAAACUUGACCUCAGAAUGUGUUCCCAA